Molecule: messenger RNA, 1553 nt
Organism: Amoebophrya sp. A120
Lineage: Eukaryota; Dinophyceae; Syndiniales; Amoebophryaceae
Source: the annotation of a GenBank genome assembly
GAGAACUGCUGCAGCUUCUUCCUCCUGUGACGAGAAAGAAAACGACGACACUGCGUCCUUCUUGCGCGAGAUUUUCGCAAAGCUGGAAAUUCUAGUGGGCGCCAUGCGGGACUUGAUGAGCCGGCAGAAGUUGUGUCAGCUGCUCUUGGUUUUGGCAGAAGGAGGUUCUUGUGUCGGAACACCUCGGAAUGAUGAUGAAAAUCAUUUCAAACCAGAAAAUAACCAGAAAAAGACCGAGAAGAAAAAGAAACGCAGUGAAGAAAUCGGUCGCGCUUCUGAUAGUACAAACCGCAUCAACCCCGUGACUUCAUCUCCUCUCCUCGAGGGAGCGACAAACCGCCUCGAGUCCAUCCUCCUGCACCACCGCCGCUUGCAAACAAAGGACCCCAGUCGUUCCGACGAGAUUCAACUAGAUUGCUACGCUGCCGUGAAGGAUUGGGUUUUCGAGUUCGAACAUGAUUCCAAAACAGAACCGCAAGAACUCCUAAGCUUAGUACAAGCAAAAACAUCAAACACGGUCACCGCGGCCCGCGCUCUCCUGGCUUUGAAUUGGACGAAACGGCAGGCAACCGUCGAGCCCGAUUACGACCUGCACUGCGAAAUUUUGGUAGCGCUGAAACAGAGGAAGGUGCUGCUUGUGACCACGACGGGAAGCACAUCAAGUUCAACGGCUGGGAAUAGCCCUUCUUUCAAUAACUGUGUCGACCAUUUAAAGCCGUUAUUCGCGCAUUUCUGCUUCAUCCUGUCGCAGCCCGCGUGCGACCACGCGGUUCGCACGGAAAUCGAACACCUUUACGAACAGUUUGCGGUUGAGGCGGUGGUGCCGUUUGUGAGGAGGGAAACUGAUUCAUCAGAAGUGAAGAUGGAGGACAUCGACAUGGAAAAAAAAUCGGGAGCAAAUGAUUAUACAAACUCAGCGACAACUGGUACAUUAGCAUCAGCAAAACCCAGGAGCUGCACAAGAACUCCUCUUCUUGAACUCCUCUUCAAGCACGCGCUGCCUCCCGUUCGGAAAAACUUGACGAACCUGGCUCAGACCUCCCCGGCGGUGGUAGAUUCCGCAGUUAGGAUUUUCCGGGCCUUCUUCCUCGCGGUAAAGGAGAGCGGACUCGCGGAACAAACCGAUGCGGUUUUGAUGAAAUUGGCACGACAUCAGGAAGAAACGGAAAUAUCUUCGAGCUCCCUGAAAUACCACGUCCUCGGGCUGCUGAUCGAUUUCCACCGCGCGCGGGGAAACUUUGUGGCGAAGCAAGUGCGGGAUCAGGAACAACACUCCUACCCCGCCCACCUCAGUUCCUUCGACCACUUUCUCCUUUUCCGCGAAGGUGUGCAAAGUGGGUUGAUUCAUGCAGACAAAGUUUUCACUGACGAAGAAACGCAGAAAGAGCUGGAAAGGCUUUUCUCAAACGGAGAAAAGUCGUCCCAUACUCUCCUUCUUGACCUGGAUAGCCCUGCGGCGAACUUUCUGCACCUCGACUUGAUCACGUUUUUCCCCAGCACCUCGCAAGAAGGCGACAUCUUCGAAAACCUGAUCCACCUGCAGAAGCACCGGC